AUGUCAAGUUUAGCCAAAUCAUAAAUUUCCAAGCACAUCUCUAAGAUCAAGGGUAAAUAGGGUGCUGGUAAAGCAAGAACACUCUUGUAAGGCAAGGGUUAAAAGAAUGGCAAUAAGAUAGGUGAGGCUACAGCCAAGAAAAUGAUGCAAAAAGCAAGCAAUAAAAAGGAGAAGAAGCGUAGUAAGGCAAUGGAAGAGGAAAUUGAUAGUGAUAUUGCUGAUGAUAUUGAGAUGGAUGAAGAAGAAGAGCAGACUUUGAAUAAGAAGUCGAAUGCUAUUGCUAAUGAUCAGUUUUUUAUGCAGCCAACAGAGGAUUAAAAUGAAACAGUGGAGGAGAGGAAACUUCGCAUGACUAAGCAAUUACUAUAGGAAUUGCAGGCACCUGACUCAAAGCAUAAUGACUUUUUUGAGACACUUUAGACUAAGGGGGAUGCAGAAGCUGAGAUAUUCGAAGCAGAGGAUGAUAUUCUGACCAGGAGACUAAAGUAUCAGAUAUUAGAGAAGAAGGGCAAACUGUUUUACAAUAUUGCUAAUGACUAUGCUGGCAGUGGAGAAUUCGAUAGAGUCUUCUUGAAGGGUCACAAGAAAGCAAUUACUGCUAUGGAGUGGAGCACUGACAAUAAGAGCUUGUUUACUGCUUCCAAGGAUUGCUCGCUUAUUUAGUGGGAUCUUGAAAGUCAAAAGAAAUUAUUCUUCAAGGGAGAAAAACACAAUAGAGCAAUAUAAGGGCAUUUUGAUGAGCCAUUAUGCAUGGCAGUAUCUCCAAACGGCAAAUACCUAGUUAGUGGAGGCAAAGACAGAGUAGUCAGAAUUUGGGAUAUUCACAAUCAAUAGCAAAUCUAAACAUUCAUUGGCCACAGAGACUCUAUCACUAAUGAUCAGUUUUACACAGUGUCAAAUGACAGAAGCUUGAAGGUGUGGAAUAUUAGGGAGAUGGCUUACAUGGACUCUCACUAUGGUCACUAGAGCGACAUUCUAGGACUGGACGCCUACUCACAAGAUAGACUAUUAAGUUGUGGACUAGACCGACAAGUGAUCUUCUGGAAAAUAAACGAAGACUCUGAGUUGCUAUACAGAAAUGAGAAGCACACAGUAGACACAAUAAACGUGAUUAACAAUCAGUUUUUCGUGACAGGGUCCAGCGACAACUGCCUUGACUUGUGGAUUAUGAACAAGAAGAAGCCAAUUUUCACUCUGGACAAGCCCCACACUGAUGACUCAUGGGUCCUCUCUACUGCCAACGUUAGAAACAGCGACUUACUGUGCAGUGGAUCAUACGAUGGACAGUUGGUGCUCUAUAAAUUCAACAAGGAAGAGAAGAAACUAGAAAUAAUAAGAAGAGAGAUAGGUCUGAAUGGCUGUCUCAAUUCGAUUAAGUUCUCAAACGUCAGAAGCAAUAAAUUCAAUGAGGUCAUGAUAGCAGUCUCGCACAGCAAAGAAGAGAGAUUCGGAAGAUGGCAUGUGUAGCCUAAGGUCAAGGAUGGCAUCACUAUUCUCAGAAAAAAGUUGGAGAUUAAGGUAGAAGACUUUCCAGGCGGAUGCUUCAUUUACUACGACUACCAGGGGCACAUAAAUUCAGUGGAGAGAUUCCACUAGACUCUGAAGAAAGAGGUUAAGGAGGUUGACUUCAGCAAGUUAAAAGAGAUGACUAUAAUUUAUGAUGAUGCCUUCAACCUCAUGGACGCCAGAUCCUACAGAUGCGCUUUCGGGUUCUUACUUGAAUAAAAAGACUAGGAUCUGAUUGAUAAAUUCACUAAGAUUGGUUAUCAGUGGAUAGUUCUCCCAAGAUCCAAGGCAUUAUAUGGCAGCUUCCCCUACAGGAAUCAAACUAGUUUGACAUUCGGUUCAUAGCGUUUCCUGCCAUCAUGCAUUCAGUACAUAUAUAGAAAUCAGAGAGCAAUGAAGACAGUUGCAUAGAACAUCGAUCAAACUUGUGGCACUAUUGAAAUGAAGAUAGGAAAUCUACUGCACUACUACUUACUUACUGAAAAUCAAGAUAAAUUCUACUUAACUACAAAGGAGUCAUCAUUUGUUAAAAACUUCACUAAGUAUACAAAUCUAUACUAUACUAAGAAAAACAACUGA
Molecule: messenger RNA, 2085 nt
Organism: Stylonychia lemnae
Lineage: Eukaryota; Ciliophora; Spirotrichea; Sporadotrichida; Oxytrichidae
Source: the annotation of a GenBank genome assembly